AUGUAUAGUCGUGAUCCUCGUAAGCGAUUCGAGUCGAAUGCUUGGCGUCGCCGACUGAGACAAUGGAAGGAGCUGAGGUCUGCCAAGCUGAGCAUGAUUUCCAAGAAGUACAUGUUUCGAAGGGUUCUACUUAACUUCUUCUUCUUCGUCUUCCUGUUAUGGGAAGUGUUCGUUGGCGAGGCAUCUUUCUGGGAGGUCAGAACUUGGCUGGAUGUCCUCAUCUUCGUCGAUGUCCUCUUGGAUGUGUUCCUCUUCCUCAUUGCAUGCCUCGCGGUUAAGUGGCCGAGCGCUCCUGUUUUCAGUCGCCAUUUGCAGGUUGCUGUGCAUGCUAUGUUCGGUAUAUGUAGGGUGUCGCUGUAG
Perkinsus marinus ATCC 50983 is the source of this 360-nucleotide messenger RNA. RefSeq lists its product as hypothetical. The transcript is spliced from 4 exons. The coding region runs from base 1 to 360 and encodes 119 amino acids. NCBI's taxonomy places the organism in Eukaryota, Perkinsozoa, Perkinsida, Perkinsidae. The record is from RefSeq and is a predicted model, not a curated record.